Emiliania huxleyi CCMP1516 is the source of this 194-nucleotide messenger RNA. RefSeq lists its product as hypothetical. The record is from RefSeq and is a predicted model, not a curated record. The transcript is spliced from 2 exons. NCBI's taxonomy places the organism in Eukaryota, Haptophyta, Isochrysidales, Noelaerhabdaceae. The annotation marks the transcript as partial. Gene Ontology annotation, cellular component: cytoplasm.
AUGGCUGCUUCAGCUGAAGACAACGAGAACCUCGUGCCCGUCACCGUCCUCACCGGCUUCCUUGGGAGCGGGAAGACCACCCUGCUCAACCACAUCCUGACCGCCACCCACGGGAAGAAGAUCGCCGUCAUCGAGAACGAGUUUGGCGAUGUCGGCAUCGACGACGAGCUGCUGCAAAAGAACUCAAAGGCGGG